UAAGAGUUGUCUACAUUGCGUCACAGCAUGAAGACUCCCAUAUUUUAUUCAACUUUACCAUAAACAAUUUGCCUAGUUAUUCCUUUUUAACAUUACAUGUGAUACAAUUGUAUUCUAUCUACACUUGCCGCUGAUUCUUCAAAAUGGACCCAUCCGGACCUGCGCAACCCCCCAAAGACACGGCGUACGAGACGCAAGGAAACCCCGUCACUUCGAACCCGUUAGAACAACAACAUGAACAACACAGCGCGCGACACCACUCCCGUAGAAACACCGUGACGGAUGAGCGCUCGCCUUUUGGCAAGCCCUCCAAUAUCGGCAACGCCGUGCCUUCGAGCCUAGGAUACGGUAUCCACGGCGCGCCGGCCGGAGAGGAGAAGUACGGCCGCACCCAGGAGCAAGUCGGCCGGAGCCGGGAGCUGGAAGGCGAGCAGAUGCGCGCCGCGGGCGAGGGCGACGUGUCUAGCGCGGUCGAGCGCAAGCCCGGCGCCAGCGGCUCGCAACCGGAUCUCGCGAGCGAUCUUGACCGGUGAGUGAGUUGGGUUGCAUGCCGUUCGGAGAAUUAGGUUAAAGGUAGCCUAUUAGAACACAGAAGACGCUAACAUGUAGGUAUGUACCUAUGUAACAGCAAAAAGCAGGAGCAGGCUUCGGAGAGAGAAGCUAUCAAGGGGGAGAGGAGACAUGGUAGAGCCCCGGAUGAUGGGGAUCCUAGGGCUGGCGUUGCGACUUAGUUAUUGGUAGGGCGGCGGAGGACUUCUUGCUUUGUAUAUUGGUAUUUAUUGGUAUUGGAAAAGCAUAGUGGUUAAAAGUUAUUGAAUCUGAAAGUUCAUAACUAAUUGUAAUAGUAAUCUCUUGAUACUUCAAGGAGCUUAAGGGAAUGAGUUUAUGUAUCCAUGAAGUUUUGGGUGAAACGUUCUACUCGGAUCAAUUUUCCCUCUCAUACCUACCAAUUCUUUCUCAUAUACCAGGGAAGCGCACGGUCG
Messenger RNA from Daldinia caldariorum, 983 nucleotides. RefSeq lists its product as uncharacterized. The record is from RefSeq and is a predicted model, not a curated record. The transcript is spliced from 2 exons. Bases 144 to 533 code for a protein of 129 amino acids. Lineage: Eukaryota; Fungi; Ascomycota; Sordariomycetes; Xylariales; Hypoxylaceae.